CAGACAAAUUAACCCUAGAUAGACAUGCCAUGAAAGACCGGGCAACGUCCCAUCUUCGUAUUUACGUCGGUGGUUUACAAGACAGUGCUUCAGUUGACGAGUUAUACAACCAUUUCAUACAAUAUGGGGAAAUAGAUGGCAUUGUCAUUAAUAGGAACUUUGGAUUCGUCCAGUUUGCUCUAGAAUCGAGUGCUCAGGAAGCUAUUGUCAAAGCGAAUGGGACUAUGUUCCAAGGAAAGAGUCUCAGUGUAAAAACUGCACAAACAAACAUUGGUGUUAUAGAUAAGAGGCAUGUGGAUCCAGCAGCAUCUGACAUGCCACCAGCAGUGGCUCACAAUGAUAAGGGGGCUGAUGAUGGUAAUGAAGAGCUUUAUGAUAAUUUCGGAAAUUAUAUUGGAGAUCAGAGUUACAGAGAUGAAGAAUUUGAUGAAGGUUACCCGGGUAAACCUGGAUGGGAAGGGCGGGGAGGAAUGCGCGGGCGAGGAAUCCCGAGAGGGCGUGGACGUGGCCGUGGCCGUGGAGCUCCCCCCGGCUUCAGGGACCGCUCCCCUGUAUCAGGUAGAGUUGGUGAAUGGAAAGAGCGCAGUUACGACCGCUAUCAACAAAUGUCAGAAUAUCCUAGAGCGCUACCUGUCACGGAGAGAAAUGAUUGUGAAAUUAUUGUCGUCUCUAAAUCUCUUACUGAAUAUGCAGAAUACAUUGAAGGUCGACUCAAAAGGCUAGGAAUUGUGGUUGAUCUUCUGUUUCCCAUGGAAGAUGUACCGAUUGGCAAAGUCCUUGGCAACAUCGCAUCUCGCGGCUGUCUUUACGCAAUAUUAGUAAUGCCACAAAAUCAGGAACAUAGGUCCUUAACACUUACAAUACUUCAUGGACUGCCUCAAGAACAUCGGAAUAUGCCACUGGAAGAUGCCCUUCAGUUGUUAUCCCGCAACUUUCAAGAGGUCCAAAGAGGUGGUCCCUCUGGUAGAGAGGCAGUAUACGCGUUACUCGGCCAGCUCGCUGACGGACGCACCCUCACGGUUCUGCAGUACGAUAAAGUCAUAGAGUAUUUACAGGAACGGAGAGAGCAGCAAGUGAAAAUAGAGCUUGGGGAGCCAUUGAAUCCGGCCCCUAGCAACAAAACACAAGUAGAUCUUCAACAGAGAAUUCUUAAUAUAUUAAAUGAUAAGAAAGUGAUACCGCCGCCGGUGGAACAGCCGCCCCCCGCGGCCCCGACGCCGCCGGCCCCCGCGCCACCCACUACACAGAACAAACUGCUGAGUGACCCCACUGUUAGAAAAGCACUAGAUUCAAUAUUACAAAAGUUUGCAUAG
This is a messenger RNA of Spodoptera littoralis (African cotton leafworm), 1313 nucleotides long. Lineage: Eukaryota; Metazoa; Arthropoda; Insecta; Lepidoptera; Noctuidae. The record is from the annotation of a GenBank genome assembly.